GGCACGCUGGACUUCAGCCUGCUGUAUGACCAGGAGAACAACGCCCUCCACUGCACCAUCACCAAGGCCAAGGGCCUGAAGCCAAUGGACCACAAUGGGCUGGCAGACCCCUACGUCAAGCUGCACCUGCUGCCAGGAGCCAGUAAGGCAAAUAAGCUCAGAACAAAAACUCUCCGUAACACUCUGAACCCCACAUGGAACGAGACCCUCACUUACUACGGGAUCACAGAUGAAGACAUGAUCCGCAAGACCCCGCGGAUCUCUGUGUGUGACGAGGACAAAUUCCGGCACAAUGAGUUCAUCAGGGAGACACGUGUGCCCCUGAAGAAGCUGAAACCCAACCACACCAAGACCUUCAGCAUCUGCCUGGAGAAGCCGCUGCCGGUGGACAAGACCGAAGACAAGUCCCUGGAGGAGCGGGGCCGCAUCCUCAUCUCCCUCAAGUACAGCUCGCAGAAGCAGGGCCUGCUGGUAGGCGUCGUGCAGUGCACCCACGUGGCCGCCAUGGACGCCAAUGGCUACUCGGACCCCUACGUGAAAACGUACCUGAGGCCAGAUGUGAACAAGAAAUCCAAACAUAAGACAGCGGUGAAGAAAAAAACCCUGAACCCGGCGUUUAAUGAGGAGUUCUGUUACGAGAUCAAGCAUGGGGACCUGGCCAAGAAGUCCCUGGAGGUCACCGUUUGGGAUUACGACAUUGGAAAAUCCAAUGAUUUCAUUGGUGGUGUGGUUCUGGGCAUCCACGCCAAGGGGGAGCGCCUGAAGCACUGGUUUGACUGCCUGAAGAACAAGGACAAGCGCAUCGAGCCCUGGCACACGCUCACCAGCGAGCUCCCAGGGGCCGUGCUCAGCAACUGAUGCCCACCCGCCACUGCUACCCCUGCCGCCACCUGCGCCCAGCACGGCCGGCCCCAGGCUUCCCCAGCAGCCACCAAGGCCUGUGGCCCCCACACUGGGGGAGAUCCAGAACCCCUGCUUGGACACAGAGCCACUGCAGUCCCCGCUCGGAGGAUGUGGAGGGCUCAGCCACUCUGGGACGGGGAGGGCAAGGAGCUGGGG
Gorilla gorilla gorilla (western lowland gorilla) is the source of this 1059-nucleotide messenger RNA. RefSeq names its product double C2-like domain-containing protein beta. The record is from RefSeq and is a predicted model, not a curated record. Lineage: Eukaryota; Metazoa; Chordata; Mammalia; Primates; Hominidae. The transcript has 8 exons. Gene Ontology annotation, cellular component: synapse; membrane. Bases 85 to 858 code for a protein of 257 amino acids. Gene Ontology annotation, biological process: regulation of calcium ion-dependent exocytosis; spontaneous neurotransmitter secretion; exocytosis.